Messenger RNA from Haemonchus placei, 253 nucleotides. The record is from the annotation of a GenBank genome assembly. NCBI's taxonomy places the organism in Eukaryota, Metazoa, Nematoda, Chromadorea, Rhabditida, Trichostrongylidae.
GGCAUUCCACGAGUAUUAGCUACUGAAUCAGAAGUGUUUUCGUUAGAGGACCAUGAAAAUGACCUUCGUAUAUCAACGGCUCAUAGAACUGAAGAAAAUGAGAAAAGUCGAUUAUUUGAUUGCCCUUUGGAUAGCGACGAGGAGAAAGAAACAGCACAUGAUGACAUUGUCAACAACAUACGUCAACACAGUAAGUUUAUCGCGAAUACUAGAGCAGGUGAUCGUCGGACCUGUGCAACCUUGGAGUAUUUGA